This is a messenger RNA of Tupaia belangeri chinensis (Chinese tree shrew), 823 nucleotides long. RefSeq names its product adrenomedullin 5 (putative) (gene ADM5). Gene Ontology annotation, biological process: adenylate cyclase-activating G protein-coupled receptor signaling pathway; regulation of systemic arterial blood pressure; positive regulation of heart rate. The transcript has 2 exons. The record is from RefSeq and is a predicted model, not a curated record. Lineage: Eukaryota; Metazoa; Chordata; Mammalia; Scandentia; Tupaiidae. The coding region runs from base 488 to 823 and encodes 111 amino acids.
GGCCAGGCUGCCUCCAGAUGUAUGGCCUGGCAGCCUCCAGGGUCUACACCAUCUGCAGUAUUUUAGGUUCCCUGGCGGAGUUGGGGGGGAAGGUCAUGCCUGCAUAAACCAUGAGCUUUCCCACCCCCACCCCUUUUCCUGGAAGCUGACUGCUGUGUGACCGCCUGCAGGUGUCACAGGCCCCCCCCUUCCUGAUGCUUAAAAAGGGGUCGUGCCUCCUAGGCCUCCCAGGGGCAUAGACUGCUAGGCAGCCGUCCUCCACCCAGUGAGGACUGCAGUGCCAGCGCAGUCUGGGUUUGAAUGCUGCCUCUGGUGUGGUGUGGCCCCAUCCACUUGUAGCGUUUGGGCCUCAGCUUGUCUGUCCUGUGAAGUGGGGAACAGCCCCACUUCCUCGUCUGAAGCAGACAGCGGGUAAUCUGGUCGCAAGAAAGGGUGGGGCUGCACCCCAAGGGGCACCUCUACAGCUGAUCUCCCUCACCCUGUCCCGAUGGCUGCUCAAGUGCUCGUCCUGCUGGCCCUCCUCGCCGCCUCCGCCCUGGGGGACCCCGGCUCCGCGGGCAGACGACCCCAACACCAACUCCAUCAACACCCUGGGCGCCUCUGUUCCCUGGGCACAUGCCAGACGCACCGCCUGCCCCAGAUCAUAUACUGGCUGCGCUCUGCUUCCACCAAGGAACCCUCGGGGAAGGCAGGCCGCGACCGCGAGCCCCAGGACCCCCACAGCUAUGGGCGCCGGCGGCGACGCGAAACCAGAGCCCUGCUCCGUGCCCAGGACCCGGGCCCGCAGUACGGAGUCCAGCGCCGUGCCCAGCUCGCUGGGUGA